Messenger RNA from Pelmatolapia mariae (spotted tilapia), 2486 nucleotides. It is a transcript of the gene gtf2h1, whose product is annotated as general transcription factor IIH, polypeptide 1. Gene Ontology annotation, biological process: transcription by RNA polymerase II; transcription by RNA polymerase I; nucleotide-excision repair. The coding region runs from base 176 to 1828 and encodes 550 amino acids. NCBI's taxonomy places the organism in Eukaryota, Metazoa, Chordata, Actinopteri, Cichliformes, Cichlidae. The record is from RefSeq and is a predicted model, not a curated record. Gene Ontology annotation, cellular component: transcription factor TFIIH holo complex; transcription factor TFIIH core complex. The transcript has 15 exons.
AGUCAUGUCGGCGCUGAAGUCGAGUCGCUCGUUGCCAGAGUCGUGAAAAAAAAUCGCCAGUGUAACUCAUUCUGCAGUUUUUAUACUGAAGAAUAAAUUGUGUCGAGAUUAUGUGUUGAGGGGAAUCAAGGCGUUCGUUGCAGUAUUGAUUUAUUUUGAGUUAGUUGCUUGAGCCAUGACAUCGCUAUCAGAGGAGGUGCUGCUGGUGGUGAAAAAGGUCCGCCAGAAGAAGCAGGAUGGUACACUCUAUCUAAUGGCUGAACGUAUAGCCUGGGGUCCAGAAGGCAAAGACCGCUUCACAGUCAGCCACUUGUAUGCAGAUAUCCGCUGUCAGAAGAUCAGCCCUGAUGGGAAAGCCAAAGUCCAGCUCCAGCUCGUCCUUCACACUGGCGAGAGCACCACAUUCCACUUUGCCAACGAGAGCACUGCACUCAAAGACCGAGAGGCUGCCAAGGAACUGCUGCAGCAGCUGCUGCCUAAGUUCAAGAAGAAAGCCAACAAGGAGCUGGAGGAGAAAAACAGGAUGCUUCAAGAAGAUCCGGUGCUUUUCCAGCUAUAUAAAGAUCUCGUGGUGAGCCAAGUGAUCAGUGCUGAGGAAUUCUGGGCCAACCGGUUAGGAGGCAUUAACAACACAGACCCCUCACCGUAUAACAACAAACAGGAAGUCGGUAUAUCUGGAGCAUUUUUGGCAGACAUUAGACCUCAAACAGAUGGUUGCAAUGGCUUGAGAUAUAACCUGACAGCUGACAUUAUUGAAUCCAUCUUCAGAACAUAUCCUGCAGUGAAGCAGAAGUAUAGCGAAAAUGUGCCUCAUAACCUGACAGAAAAGGAGUUCUGGACCCGCUUUUUCCAGUCCCAUUAUUUUCACAGAGACCGCAUCAACACAGGGACACAGGAUAUCUUCUCAGAGUGUGCAAAGCAGGAUGAGAAGGGGUUAAAGUCUCUCGUGACUCAAGGAGUAAAGAAUCCUUUGGUUGACCUCCAGUCAUUGGAGGAUAAAACAUUAGAUGAGGGUUAUGGAAUUUGCACAACACAGCCCUCAACUUCCAAUGCAAACAAGUCGGUGAAGGACAGCAGCAACUCUGCCAUUAUAAAGCGGUUCAACCAUCACAGUGCCAUGGUCCUGGCAGCAGGCUCAAGGAGAGGGGAGUUAGCAUCUGACCAAGCCAGUGAGACAAGCAGUACAGAUGGAAACUCGAGGGAUUCUGACUUCUUUCAACCUCCUGUUAAGAAGGUUAAACUACAGGAAGCCAUAGAAUUUGAGGAUCUGCAAAGGGAAAACAGACCAAAAACAGUCCCAUUAAACCUGAAGAAGUCUGACAGGUAUGCUCAUGGACCUGUGCCACUUCAAUCCCAGCAGUAUACAACUAGCCAAGAUAUCAUCAACUCUGUCAACUACAUCCGUCAUGAGAUGGCCAAUUACAAACCCAGCCUCACUCAGGUGUUGUCCAGCACAGCAGCUACUUCUGCCAUUGCAGCACUUUCUCCAGGUGGCGUCCUCAUGCAGGGAGGUGCACAGCAAGCCAUAAAUCAAAUGGUACCGACAGAGGUUCAGGGAGAGUUGAAGCAUCUUUAUGUAGCUGCUGGAGAGCUAUUGAGACACUUCUGGUCCUGUUUUCCUGUAAAUACACCGUUUUUGGAGGAGAAGGUGAUUAAAAUGAAGUCGAACCUCGAGAGAUUUCAAAUGACUAAGCUUCAUCCUUUCAAGGAGAAAAUUCAGCGUCAGUAUUUGAGUACAAAUCUCACAGGGCACUUGGAGGAAAUGCUGCAGACCGCCUAUAGCAAGUUCCAGAUCUGGCAAACCCGUCGGAUGAUGAGGAAAACCUGAGCUCUGACAGUUUUUCAAAGAGAAGCCAAGAAAGACAGUAAAGUGCUCGGACAAAUGACUUGUGAAGGUCCUCUGAACUGCUGUAAGCAGACCACAGACUAAACCCUAAUGGAACUUAGUUCACAAGGGCUUAAUGAGGAGGAUAUAGAUGGAUGCUGCUACAACCCCAAAUUUUCAACAAAGACUAACUGCAUUUCAGUCACAGAAAACUGUAAUUAGUUUCUUUCUCUUUUCUUUGUCUUUUCCUGGUGUUUAAGAGAUUGGUGCCUGUAAUGGUUAAAACAGGACUUUUAAUAAGGUUUAACAUGACCAAAAUGCAGAUGGAAAUGAAUAAGACUACAAAAACGGCUCUCAGGACAACAGUGUGAGAUGCAAGUGGAGGACUGCCAAUGUGUUUCAUCAGUGCACAGGACAGAAAAAAAAAUGUGCAUUGAUGUGCAAGACGCCCCUCUGAACUCUGGAUAGAUUUGUUGGAACAGUUGUCCGGAAAAUCUUAAUCAAGAGGGGACGUGAAUAUAGCAAUACUGUAAAGACAUUUCACACACGAGUGCAUUAGUACGUGUGGCUCAAAUCACACUGUCACUGAUUUGUAACCUCUGCACUGAAGACAGAAAUGUAACUGAAAUAAAGUGAGGCAUAAAGCUUUUGUUCAUCAUAC